GAGUUCCGCGGCAGCAACUGGGUCAGCAGCAGGAACCAAAAUGGCUAUUAUCUUUGACUCCUGGGUGACUGAGGCGUUGGCCCUUCUGUCAACGUUUUUUGCGAUACUAUACGUUACAUUUAAAAUCAAUUACACUUACUGGAAGAAAAAAGGUCUGCCAUAUCUAGAGCCGUUUUUCCCGCUGGGAAAUGGCUGGAACACAGCGCUAAUGAAAAAAAGCCCUGGUGAGGAUCUGAGGGACAUUUAUUUCGAAGCAGAAGGCAAGGAUGUCGUCGGUAUUUACUCCUUAAACAACCCUCUUCUCAUUGUGAGGGAUCCGGAGCUGAUCAAAACGAUCAUAGUGAAGGAUUUCAACUACUUUCCCGACCGGGGCAUCUACGUAGACGAGGAGACAGAUCACCUGUCGGCGCACCUCUUCUUCCUCGGAGGAACCAAGUGGAAGGGUCUGCGACAGAAGCUGACGCCCACGUUCACGUCGGGAAAAAUGCGCGCCAUGUUCGGCAUAGUGCGCGACUGUGCGCAGAUUCUGGCUGACGUCACACCUGCGGGCAGUGUUGUGGAAGUCCGCGAGCUGAUUGCCCGCUACGCCACUGACGUCAUUGCCUCCUGCGCCUUCGGCAUCGACGUUGACAGCCAGCACAAACCCGAGGCGGAGUUCCGGCAAUGGGGCAAGCGCUUCUUCAAGCCAUCUCUGCGUACAUACCUGACUCAGGCUCUGGGAUUCUCCAAUCCAAAACUACGCACACUUUUGCCUAUAGCCUUCACGCCAAAGGACAUCACCGAGUACUUCACAAAGGUCGUCAGGGACACAGUCAAACACCGAGAGGAGACAGGGGUCAUAAGAAAGGACUUCCUGCAGUUGAUGAUUCAGUUGAAGAACAAUGGAUACGUGGAUGACAGCUUCUCAAUCACUGGGCGGAAAAAUUCUGAACAAAAGACCCUGACAACUAAGGAGGUGGCAGCGCAGGCGUGGGUGUUCUUCCUCGCUGGGUUCGAGACUUCCUCCACCACCGUAAGCUUCUGCCUGUAUGAGCUCUCUAAACACCCGGACAUCCAGAAGAAACUGCAAGAAGAAAUUGACGACAUGCUGAGAAACACCAAAGGUGAUGUGACGUACGAAGUUAUUAUGACCGAGAUGCCAUACUUGGAAAAGGUGGUGAACGAAACCCUUCGUAUGUAUCCGCCCGUUCCAGCUCUCAAUCGCGAGGUGGUACAGGAUUAUAAACUGCCAGGGCACGACUGCGUCUUGGAGAAAGGAACUAAGGUGAUCAUUCCCAUCAUGGGACUCCAUCACGACAGCAAGUUCUUUCGAAACCCUGAGGAAUUCGACCCGGAGCACUUCUCUGAGGAGCAGAAGGCAUCCAGGCAUCCUUACAGCUAUCUACCCUUUGGCGAAGGGCCUCGGAUUUGCAUUGGCAUGCGUUUCGGAUUGAUGCAAGUGAAGUUAGCACUGAUACACCUGCUGUCAAAAUUUGACUUUCUGCCCGCUGGCGAUAAGCAGUCGAAUCUACGCAUGGCUCCCAACAACAUCGUGCUGACACCAAUCGGCGGAAUCGACCUGAAGGUGGAGCGGAGACAAGUGGCUGCAAGUUGAACACCCUCAGUCGACAGCUUGUAGCACAAUAGGAUGCUCGACCUAAAUUUAAAUAGUGUGAAAGACGGUGUAAUCAAGUGCUGACCUAAUCUUGAUGUAUUACACUUAAUGAACUUAAAUGUGUUAGUUAACAGUGAUUAAUUCCACACGUUGGAUUCUGAGCAAAAGACUGAAAUUAAAUUUACUAUGGAACUCAAAAGCAAUAAAACUGUACUCAUAUA
This is a messenger RNA of Schistocerca nitens (vagrant locust), 1815 nucleotides long. Its product is annotated as cytochrome P450 6k1-like. Gene Ontology annotation, molecular function: iron ion binding; heme binding; monooxygenase activity. NCBI's taxonomy places the organism in Eukaryota, Metazoa, Arthropoda, Insecta, Orthoptera, Acrididae. The transcript has 5 exons. The coding region runs from base 41 to 1594 and encodes 517 amino acids. The record is from RefSeq and is a predicted model, not a curated record.